GCAGCGGGUCUGAAAAUGUGGCUGGAUUACUUUUACCUGGCUCUGGUUCUCUACGCCGACGGCUCUCAGGCAGUACCUCCAGAGUGCAGUCCAGGGGGUCACACUGUUCUGCAGAACCCCUACCGGAGCACAAGUUUCACCUCUCAGCAGCUGCCCCAGUCAGCCCUGCAGGAGAAGCUCAUCUGUGACCACUCACUGGCUCCUGGGUGGUACCAGUUCCAGAUCUUUGAUAAACCAGCCCGUAUGCCCACCAAAUGUGUGGAGGUGAAUCACUGUGGAACCCAAGCUCCUGUUUGGCUCUCUCUGGCUGAGGGGGAGAGUCUCCCCCAGGCCCUAGAAGUAAAGCAGCUGACCGCUUGUGCUACCUGGCAGUUCUUCAAUGGACCCAGUAAGGACUGCUGUCUGUUCCGGCUGCCUGUGUCUGUGCGUAACUGUGGGGAGUUCUUCGUGUACCUGCUCCAGCCUACACAGGGCUGUAUGGCUUACUGCGCUGAGGAAAUGUCAGACUCCACACAGCUGAGCUGCGAGCCAGCACACAGGAAUACAGAUGGAACUUGCAAUGAUAAGCAGCCCCCAUCUCCCUCUGUGCCUGAGAUUGUGGCUGAGCUGUCGGGAACCAGUGUGUACCUAAAGUGCAUGUUUAAUGGUCUCAGUGGGAACAGUUCUCUGGGUUAUGUUGUGACGUGGUGGCGUCUGUCCCCGGACAGCAGCAAAGAGGAUCUCAGGCAGGAGACCACCAUACAGACCUUUGCCUUCAUUGAGUUAGAUGGCAUCAACCUGCGACUAGGAGACAGGAUCUAUUGUAGUUGCUCUAGUUUCUUUCUGGAUGCUCCAGAUGUACAGGGUCUCUCAGUGGAGAGUGAGGAGUUCUUUGCUGGGAUUCGGCUGAAGCCUGAGCUUGCCUCCAUCUCAGAGGAUGGGAAGGAGUAUGAGCUGGUGAUAGAAAGCACUGUUCCUGUACCCUGCAUUUCAGAGACAUGCACACUUCCAUUACAACUCAGCACCAGCAGCCAAGAUGAGGAGUCUCUGGGUGCCGACCUGGUUCUGUCCUCCUGCGAGGUGAAGCUGUCUCAGGCGUUAUGCCACAGUGGAGUGUGCGGUCAGGCACUGCUGCACUACAGCCCAGUCACUGACACCAUCACAGAUGGAGACAGAAGCACCCAGAUUUACAUUAAGCCUAUAGUCAGCACCAACUUUCUCUGGAAUGGAUACACACCUCAAAAUGUGCAGAUAAUUGUAAAAGACAUCCCAUCUGCUUACUGUUAUGUUUUCACUGAUCCACACAUCAUCACCUUUGAUGGCAGGAGGUAUGAUAAUUUCCAGAUAGGCACUUUUGUGCUGUACCGGAGCUCAGCUCGGCCAUUUGAGGUGCACGUGCGUCAGUGGGAGUGUGCUAGUGUGACAGCCCACCCCACAUCCUGUGUGUGUGGCUUUGCAGUCAGAGAUGGUGGCAAUGUUAUCACUUUUGACAUGUGUAACGGCUUGGCUGGAGAGACAAAACCACGCCUGACAGUGAAGAGUGGAAGCCUGGUGAAGAGUGGAAUCCGCAUCACUGAGUCCUAUCAGGGCCGCAAAGUCACUCUGUCAUUUUCUUCAGACACAUUUGUGCGGGCAGAUGUGGCUGACUGGGGCAUGAGCCUGACUGUUAGGGCCCCUAGUUCUGAUAGAGGCCACACUGAGGGCCUGUGUGGAACCUUUGAUGGACGUCCACUCAAUGACUACCACAAGGAGGGAGGAGAGGCCGUGGAAGACAGCGCUUCUUUCAUUAACACAUGGAGGAUAACACCAAGCACCAGCCUUUUUGACAAGGUCCCACCCGAUGAGGGCACCCAAAACACCCAGCGCUACUGCCAAUGUAAUCAGGAGCCCCGCCAGUCAGGCCUUAGAGCCCGACCUCAGUUUAGCCCCUCCUCUUGCUCUCAUUUGGCCCACCUCCAUUCUCCUUCCAUCAUCCCUGCUCUGGAUGUCACGGCAGACUACAUCAGCUAUCAGACCGUCAAACAAGCCUCCUUCUCCUCAGCUUAUCAGAGUCUAAGUCAGUCAGACCUGGAAGGCUUUACCUAUUUUUUCCCUGAGGACCAUGUGGUGUCUAACCAGCCUGAACUGUCCACACCAGCCUGGCCCACUGAAUCUGGCCUGACGGAGCCAGCUGCCCGGCAACUCUGCAGGGGAGCCCUGCGGAACUCCACUGCUGGACUGGGUUGUGGUGAUCUCCUGGUUGGAGUGAUGGAGCAUGCCCUGGAAAUGUGUGUGCUGGACCUGCAGCUGAAGGAUGACCAGGCCUGGCUGAUAGGCACUGUGCCCCUGCUGGAGAAUGAGUGUGAGAGGAGACUUGUGGAGGAGGUGGGAAGAAGGGAGGAGCUCCGCAGUAUACUAACUUUCCUCAGGUGCCCCAACCUUUGUAGUGGCAAUGGACAGUGCACUGAGCGAGGCUGCACAUGCUUCCCUGGGUUUGGCUCGUAUGACUGUAGCCACGUCUCUGAUGAGACUUCAGAGAUCACUGAGCUGGAGGGUGGAGGACUCUGUGAUGUUAGACACAGCUCCUGCUCUACCGUCCGAGUUCUGGGACAGGGCUUCAGAAACGCUUUUGAACUGAAAUGUGAGGUUAUGAAGGAGAAGGUAGUAGAUGGUGAGUGGUCACUUGGUGAUUCUCUGAUGGUUCCUGCAUCGUUCCUCAGCUCUUCUGCAUUAGAGUGUCAGCUCCCUGUAGAAGACAUGCAGUCUGCUGAUGGCCCACAUCCACCAGUCACUCGCUGGCAAAUCAAGGUUUCCAAUGAUGGCUACAGCUUCAGCAAUGCCAAGAUUCUUACUCUGUUUGAUGGAACAUGUCAAGAGUGCACACUCAGCGACGGGGUUCACUGCACUUUGAAGAACAGAAGCUGUAACAUUGAUGGUCAGUGUUAUGGAGAAGCCGAGCGCAGUCCCAGCAGCCUGUGCCUUACCUGUCGGCCUGAGCUUGCCAAAUAUACCUGGUCCAUCAGUGAGAAAAACGAGCCUCCAGUGUUCCACUCAGAGCAAACUUACCUGCGGACGUUUUACGGGGAAAACUUUGUGUACCAGUUUUUAGCCACUGACCCUGAAGGUUCUGCAGUUCUGUUUACACUGGUGUCAGGACCUAGAAGUGCAGUACUCUCUCCUGCUGGCUUGCUCAUUUGGAAAGCUCUGUCAUCCUCCCCUGUGACCUUUGAACUGGCCAUAACAGAUGACUGUAAUGCAGAGACUCAGGCGGCAGUAGAGGUUUCAGUUCGUCAGUGUGAGUGCCAUCAUGGAGCCUCCUGUGUUACCAACAUUAACUUCCCUCCUGGCAGUGGAGAGUACCUAUGUGUGUGCCCAGCUGGUCUAGAGGGAGAGAAAUGUGAGACUGACAAGAAUGACUGCAGAUCUAACCCAUGCUGGAGGGGUGAAUGUGUAGAUGGGCUGAAUUCUUUCACAUGUCGCUGCCCAGAGGGUUUCACCGGUGUGAUAUGUGAGGAGGACAUUGAUGAGUGUCUGUUAGCUCCAUGUUUCCCUGGAGUGGCCUGUGAAAACACACUUGGGUCAUUUAAGUGUGGACCCUGCCCUGACCACCUUAGUGGGGAUGGAAGAAGCUGCAGCCGUAAAUCGGGGCUUGAUGUAGAUAGAGAACACCUGGGAGCUGACAGGGGAAUUAAGUUUGGACAUUCUAAACCCAACCUUGGGCGAGUAAAUCAGAGCCCAUGCUCCAAUCAGCCCUGUGAUCCAAGAGUCCAGUGCUUUGAGAGUGUGUAUACAUCUGCUGGCUACGUUUGUGGUCCCUGUCCCCCAGGACUCCAUGGCAAUGGGCAGACCUGCACCUCAAGAUCAGCAAACAGGCAAACACCAGGUACUAGAGAAAGAGACAGGCCUGAAGUCAUUCCCCCCACUUCCUCCACUUCUCAGAAAGCUGCUGAACCUCCUGUGAGAGCUGAAAGACCAACCCCUAGCAAGAAGAGACCCUCACCCACUAACCGAAAAACCUCUUUAAGCAGUGCUGACCAGACUAUCAACCAUGCUAAAGCUUCUGAGACUGGAGAGCAGCUGCAUGAGGAAGAAUUUGUGCCUGCGUUGGUUGAGGAUGGCAGGACUUGUGCAGACUCCCCCUGCUUCUCUGGUGUGGCUUGUGAGCCUACAUCCACUGGACACUUCAAGUGUGGCCGCUGUCCCCAUGGCUAUAAGGGGGAUGGAAUCACCUGCAAAGCGGUAUGUCGCUACCAGUGUGGUGAGAACAUGGAGUGCACUCUUCCUAAUACUUGCAGCUGCAAAGAAGGAUACACUGGCUACAACUGCCACAUUGCUGUUUGUCGUCCUGACUGCAAGAACAGAGGGAAGUGUGUAAAGCCCAAUGUCUGUGAGUGCCCUGCAGGAUACAGUGGCCCAACCUGUGAGGAAGUAAACUGUGAUCCACCAUGUGAAAAUGAAGGCAGCUGUCUGUCCAGAAACCUGUGCACUUGCCCCUAUGGCUAUGUGGGGCCACGUUGUGAAAUUAUGGUGUGUAACAGACACUGUGAGAAUGGCGGGGAGUGUGUAUCUCCUGACGUGUGUAAGUGUAAGCCAGGCUGGUAUGGACCAACAUGUAACUCAGCUGAUUGUAAGCCUGUGUGCCUGAACGGCGGCACCUGCAUCAAGCCUAACAUCUGUGCAUGUCCCACUGGCUUUUAUGGAUCACAGUGCCAAAUAGCUGUGUGCAGCCCACCCUGCAAAAACCGCGGACAAUGCAUGAGAAACAACGUGUGCUCCUGUCCUGAAGGUUACACCGGCAAGAGAUGCCAAAAAAGUGUGUGUGAUCCCAUGUGCAUGAACAAAGGAAAGUGUGUGGGUCCAAACACUUGUUCCUGUGCCUCUGGUUGGCGGGGGAACAUCUGCAACAUCCCGGUGUGCUUACAGAAAUGUAAAAACGGGGGUGAGUGUGUGGGUCCCAAUACCUGCCACUGUCCUGCUGGAUGGGAGGGUUUGCAAUGUCAGAAUCCCAUCUGCAAGAAUAAGUGUCUCCAUGGUGGAAGGUGUGUGCUGCCCAACUACUGCCACUGUCGCCCGGGGUACAGCGGGCCCACCUGUGCCACUAGAACCAGAUGAUGAAAGAAGAGCAGGAGACCAGGCAGACUUGAGGAACUGGCUUUGAUGAAGGUCCUGUCUGUGGUCUGCCUCAGAGAAACUAUGAGCAGUUUAGUAGUGUGCGUAUGAGGGUGUGUGUCAUACAGACACUACCGGUCAAAAGUUGGAAUUACUGUUUUUAAAAACCAUGUUUGUUGCAGAUUCAUGCAUUAAGUUAUUGAAAUAUGAUGCUAAUAUUCCAGGUUUCAAAUGUGACAAAAUCUCACUCAUCAAAUAAAUAACAAGUAAUGACUAUAUGGAAAACUUUGAUUUUUGAAUUAUAUUUUGAUGUUUUUCAAAAUCAGUAAAGUAAAAGUACA
Pygocentrus nattereri (red-bellied piranha) is the source of this 5408-nucleotide messenger RNA. RefSeq names its product von Willebrand factor D and EGF domains (gene vwde). Gene Ontology annotation, biological process: anatomical structure development. The record is from RefSeq and is a predicted model, not a curated record. The coding region runs from base 16 to 5070 and encodes 1684 amino acids. Gene Ontology annotation, cellular component: cell surface; extracellular region. The transcript has 32 exons. NCBI's taxonomy places the organism in Eukaryota, Metazoa, Chordata, Actinopteri, Characiformes, Serrasalmidae. Gene Ontology annotation, molecular function: signaling receptor binding; calcium ion binding.